Anopheles coustani is the source of this 3252-nucleotide messenger RNA. Its product is annotated as zinc finger protein 595-like. Gene Ontology annotation, biological process: regulation of transcription by RNA polymerase II. Bases 39 to 2561 code for a protein of 840 amino acids. The record is from RefSeq and is a predicted model, not a curated record. Gene Ontology annotation, cellular component: nucleus; chromosome. Gene Ontology annotation, molecular function: zinc ion binding; chromatin insulator sequence binding. The transcript is spliced from 4 exons. Lineage: Eukaryota; Metazoa; Arthropoda; Insecta; Diptera; Culicidae.
UUGUCCGUUCGGUUUCAUUUCUACAUUAGUUUGAAAAUAUGGCACUAAACGCUCUGUGCAGAACUUGCACUGGUGAACAAUCGAUGGACCAGCUUGUGAAUAUUUUUGAAACCAAUUAUCAAGAUGAGACCAUUGCAGAAAUGAUCGUCGAACUAACAGGACUGACGGUGGAGGACGAUAACAGUUUGCCCAGUUUCUGCUGUAUACAGUGCCAAUUGGACCUCAUCGACGCCGUAGCUUUUCGUCGCAAAUGCAUCGCAUCGGAGAAGCUUAUACAAGAGCACCUAAGUCAACAAAACUGCACACAAAUACUUCAGCUGGACGCUUUAGACACAGCGUCCGAAAAAAGUGUGGAGGACGAUGUUGAACAAGAAACCGUUCAAAUUUCCGGCAUUGAAAGUUACAUUGCGUUAAUUGAAGAUAUAGAAAUUGAUCACUACGAAGAACAGUUAGAUAGUCCUUCAUGUGUGAGUGAAACUGAACAGGCUUCGCCCGUCUCAAUCAAUGAGGACGAUGUUGCAAAUGAUACAGGCACAUCUUUUAACACAACCAAACCAUCGGACCAUAGCCUACUAAAUCACAAAUGCUGUGGGUGUUCUGCAAGCUUUGAAACUGAACAGGAUUUGAUGGAGCAUUCGCAAUUAACACACGCUCUCAAUCCACCAUCACCGGACCCAACGAGACCAUUCCAGUGCAACAUUUGCUACUGCUCUAGAAGAACAGAACGGGGUAUAGAGCAGCAUCGUAAAGUGCUGCAGCAUCUGUGGAUGAAAAAGUCCUCGAUUGGCGCACAGAUAGCAAGUGAUGCCGCAAACAACUCUACAGCAAAUAGUGUUGAGAAUGAAGGAUUCGAAGCUCAUGGUAAAGAAAUGCAAACCAAUCCAAGCAUCGACGACAGUUACACCGAGGAAUUGAUCGACAAUGGAUCAACCGACGUAGGGUGUUACGUGGUGUCAUCGGCACCGGAUGAUCUUAAAUUCAGCUGCUGCGGAUGUACCCUCUCCUUCGGGACCGAGAAUGAAUUGAUGGAACAUUCCGAUUCGAUACAUGCACCAAAUGCGCCCCCGCCACACAAAACCAAACCAGUGCAGUGCAACGUUUGCUAUAGCUGGUAUUCAUCCGAGCGGUCUUGCCGGGACCAUCAGGUCUACAUGGGCAACCGUCAGUUUAUGUGUCCGGUGUGUGGUAUGCGCUUUGGCCGAACUUCUUCGCUACUGCGACAUAAAAGCACACACGAUAAAAUACCGGACGAGGUGGAAGCGAGUCAGGUUGUUGAACCCGAGCUACUGGAUGAUCUACAGUUUAGCUGCUGCGGAUGUAUGCUCUGCUUCGAAACCGAGAAUGAAUUGAUGGAACAUUCCGUUUCGGUUCAUGCACCAAAUGCGCCACCGGAAGACGACAACAAGCCAGUGCAGUGCAACGUUUGCUAUAGCUGGUAUUCAUCCGAACGGUCGUGUCGGGAUCAUCAGGUCUACAUGGGCAACCGUCGGUUUGCGUGUACGAUAUGUGGCCAGCGCUUCGGUCGUGCUUCGGCCCUCGUACGCCAUCGAAAUACGCACGAAAAGGCACUCAUAUUUUCGUGCAAAUAUUGUGGAAAACUGUUUCCCAGCACGUACAAAAAGUUGAGCCACGAAAAACGGGAGCAUGAGAACCCGCUCGUAAAGGGUACCGAUACUGAAUCGGCCGGCGAAGAACAAAAAAAACCACUUAUCUUUUCGUGCAAAUAUUGUGAAAAAAUGUUUGCCAACGCGUACAGCAGGAUGAGCCACGAAAAACGGGAGCAUGAAAAUCCGCCCGUAAAGGAUGCCGAAGCCGACUCGACCGGUGAAGACUCAAAAAAGCAAACAUGCUGUGGAUGCAGUGAAACCUUCGAUAGCGAGCACGAAUUGAUGGUCCAUGCCGGUACGGUGCACGCCCCGAAUGCACCCCCCGACGACGACGCGAAACCGGCCCGAUGUAACAUCUGUUAUCGAUGCUACAAAUCCGAUUCCGCUGUACGGGUGCAUCAACGGUGCAUGCGCAUGCGCUCGCUGCAGUGUGCGACCUGUGGCAAGAGCUUCGCAACACGAUCGCAUCUGCUCGCACACGAAAACGUUCACACCCAAGCGUUGAUCUACGCGUGCGCCCAUUGUGACGAAAAGUUCGCCAACAAAACGGCCAAACAGAAGCAUAUCGCACGAAAACACGGCCCGCCGGUGGCCCCCACCAAGCAUCUUUGUCUCACCUGUGGUAAAGCAUUCAAUUCAAUUUUCUAUCUGCGAGACCAUCUGAAGCUGCACGCUGACGAGAUGCCAUACUCAUGUCACUGCGGUGCUAAGUUUAAGCUGGAAAAAUACCUCAAAAGGCAUAUGCAAAUACACAGCGGGAAGUACACGUGUCAGUUUUGCACCCUCGCCUAUCGUUGCGCGUCCAUGCUGCGGGACCACGAAAACCGGCACACGGGGAAUAAGGAAUUUCCCUGUGACCUCUGCAGCAAACGGUUCUACGGAAAAGCGGACGUGGCAAAGCAUCGUGCCUAUGUGCACUUUAAACGAGGGAAACUACGUAAAGCUUCUUCCUGAUAAUGGCACAUUGAAUAAUUAUUAGUAAUAAUCAAUAUCAUUUUUUAAUUGUAAACAAUUUCUUAUAUAAUAUUCUGGGCAAUCACACGCUUCAAACGUUACUAAAUACAACCUCUUUUACCAAAGAGUGGGCAGUAGGACUUUCACCUUUUCAUAGUCUCAGCGUUCUACGGUUUUUUUUUGGGAUUUACACCAAUACUUUCUCAAAUUUGAGGCGAUUGGAUCAAUUAGUACCACAUAACUGAAUAAAAAUCUACAAACAUGUAAUAACAUGUUUCCGAAGGAGGUGUAUUGCGAAUCAACGUCGCACAACGAAAAUAGAAUCAAAACGGACCCGAGCCAGGCCAGGGGGCAAAACCGUAACGAGCUCUAUGAGCUGUAUGGAGAACCCACUGUCGUACAGCGAAUUAGACUCGGCUGGCUCCGGUGGGCUGGCCAUGUCAUGCGGAUGGCAACGGACGACCCAGGCCGUAAAGUCCUUUUAGGCUGUCCCAAGGGACAGAGGCGGUGUGGUAGGCUUAAAAUUAGGUGGAAGGACGGUGUAGACGAAUUGGACCAGCUUGGCGAGCAACCGUGAGCGGUUUCGGAUGGAGCUUCGGCGAACCAAAACCGCUCAGCGGUUGUAGAUAUACUUAAGUAAGUUAAGAUCCGUGAGAUAGUCGACCGUGUAAUGAUUCAUUUUCUAGAUGUA